This is a messenger RNA of Penicillium arizonense, 1512 nucleotides long. RefSeq lists its product as uncharacterized. Lineage: Eukaryota; Fungi; Ascomycota; Eurotiomycetes; Eurotiales; Aspergillaceae. Gene Ontology annotation, biological process: allantoate transport; transmembrane transport; dipeptide transport. The record is from RefSeq and is a predicted model, not a curated record. Bases 1 to 1512 code for a protein of 503 amino acids. The transcript has 3 exons. Gene Ontology annotation, molecular function: allantoate transmembrane transporter activity; dipeptide transmembrane transporter activity. Gene Ontology annotation, cellular component: plasma membrane.
AUGGCAGAGCUAAGCACAGCUCCCGAUGGAGCAGAGCAAGCGACAAACGCCGUGGCGAAAAGAGUACUACGGAAGAUCGACAGGAGGCUAAUCCCACUCUUGUUCACAACUUACAUGUUCAAUUUCAUGGACAAGGUCAUUCUGUCCAGCGCAGCUGUGUUUGGGUUGCGCCAUGAUACGGGACUAGUGGGCCAGCAGUACAGCUGGGUAUCAUCGGUGUUCUACUUUGGCUACCUGGGAUGGGUAUAUCCAACAACACUCUUGAUAGCCCGUCUACCAGCUGCAAAAUACUUAACGGCCAACACUCUGUUCUGGGGUACCGUGGUAGCUCUCACAGCAGCAUGCACCAACUUUGGGGGCUUGAUUACCGUGCGCUUCCUACUGGGAGUCGCUGAAGCAACAAUCACACCAGCAUUCAUGUUCAUCACCUCGACAUGGUAUACACGUGAUGAGAUUCCCACCCGAACUGGACUGUGGUUCGCUGGCAACAGCGUCGGCGGUAUCCUCUCCAGUCUCCUCGCCUAUGGCUUAGGCCACGCCAAAGACAACGUCGGACCAUGGCGAUGGAUGUUCAUCGUCCUAGGCGUGUUAACCUUCCUCUGGGGCUUCGCCUUGUGGGCAUUACUCCCAGACUCGAUCUCCAAAGCCAAAUUCUUGUCUGAAGAGGAACGCCAAUGCGCAAGCAACCGAGCCGUCAUCGCAGGCACAGGCGCAACAGAGAAAACAGCCUGGCAAUGGGAUCAAUUCGUGGAAUGUCUCAUGGACCCGAAGACCUGGCUGGUCUUCGGCUUGGCAUUGGUAACUCAAAUUCCCAACGGGGGAACUCAGAACUUCUCCAAUCUCGUUAUUGUCUCGUUCGGCUUUACGAGUUUGCAGUCUACGCUGAUCAAUAUCCCUUACUCGAUUAUUACCAUAGCCACAAUCACGGGAACAGGUUGGCUAGCAGGCCGUUUCCGCCAACUCAACUGCAUACUUAUUGUUGUCGUUGUAGUGCCCUGUGUUAUCGGCAGUGCGAUUAUCUAUUCGCGCGCUCAUAUCGUUCUGGGCGUUCAGUUAUUUGGAUAUUUCCUCUUGUCGACGGGUCCUGCAGCUAUGCCGCUCGCUAUGUCGCUCGUGCAAGCCAAUUACCGUGGUGUCACGAAGAAAAUGACUGUCACUGCGAUGCUCUUCCUGGCAUACUGUGCUGGUAAUAUCUCGGGUCCUCAGUUCUUCCUUAGUGAAGAGGCGCCGACGUAUAAUACUGCUUUCCGCGCUAUUAUGAUUUGUUAUGCUCUUGCUGUUCUGCUUGCGUUGUGUCUGCGGUUUUAUUUGCAGUGGAUGAAUGCUCGUCGCACACGCCUGGAAGGGUUUGAAGGAAGUGCUGGGAAUGCGGGUGCUGUUGGUGGGAAGGUGUUGGAUGGGGAUCAGGAUUCGAAGAAUGUCGCGGAUAUGGUGACACGGGUACAACUCGUGUCGGAUGAUUAUGAGGAUAUUACGGAUUGGAAAACGCCGGGCUUCAGAUACCGGUAUUAG